CGUUUGUUCCCAUGGCAACAGAUAACAAACACUUUCAAUUUAUCAAGAUAACGUCGUGAAGUCGUCGAGUUUAUGAGUAAGCUAGUGACAUUUAUAAUAACUAGAUUAAAAAAAUUAGCUUGUAAACAGCCUUCGAAACGUGUUGACAACGAACUAGAAACGUAACCGUUUAACACAACUAUUUUUUUGAGACUAACGUUAGCUGUAAUUCAUUCUCUGUUGCCCUGUUGCCCAGUAACCGAGGACCAUGAGACCGGGAUCCAGCUCCACCAACUCAAGGAGCAGCUCCUACACCCGCCGGUACCGUCUGCGGGCCCCCACCUCUCAGGUGGAUGAAACCCUGUUUGGGAGCCCCAAACCGACAUCACCCCAGUUAGACAAUCAUGGAAAGUCAGCCACCAAGGCUCCAAAGAGUCCCUCCAGGAAGAAUCAAGAAGGAGAGACUGUUCAGAUCGUUACCAAAGACCUCAUUCGCCAACUCAGGGUCCCAUUUAAAGAUCCUUCCGGAGAGUCCAUCAUCCUACCAUCAGCUGAGUUUGAGCGGAUCACUUCAACAUCCCACGUUCUCACCAAGGAGGAGCGGGAGGCCCUGAGAGAGGCAUAUCAGAGGAAGAAGGAAGAGGAACUUAGAGUUGCAGAGGAGCAGAAACGUCAGAUCUUUGAGGCAGACCUGUCCCGUAAGAAGAACCAUGUACUGACCGAGCUGGAGUUAGAGGCCCGGGACCGUGCAGGGCACCUGGUGGAGCGGGCCAACGCCUUGAGGAUGGAGCAAGAGGAUGAGAUCAAAAAACUCAAUAAUCUGAUUCUGGGUGCUCAGUGUCAAGCUGUACGUGAUGAUCAGAUUCGUGAGAAGGAACAGAUCCAGGCAGAGUUGUUAGAGGAGGAGAAGCGACUGGAUGCCAUGAUGGAAGUGGAGCGCCGCAAGGCCUUGGAGACGAUGGAGGAGAUCGAUGAGCUGCACAGACAGCAGAGGAUCAGUGGAAUGCAGAGAAUUUACGACCAGAUCCGCCUACGUAUGGAGGAGAAGCAACUGGAAGACAACAUGAAAGAGCAGAAGAGACAGCAGAUUCGAGAGAACCUGGAGAAAAUGAACCUGGAAGACCUCCAGGCCCUGGAGAAGAAGAAAGAGGAGCAGAGGCGUCUGCAGGAGGAGAUCAUGCGUAUCAAUAACGAGACGGUGCGGGCCAAGGAGCAGAGGAGGGAGGAGGAGAAGCUGGCCGACAUGAGAGACAUGGAAUACAUCAAAAACAAAAUGGAGCGUGAGGCUGAAUAUGAAGCAGAGCAGAGACGAAUCAAGAAGGAGAAGGAGCUGGAGAUUGCCAGGCUGAGGGCACGGCAAGAAAAGGCUAAAGAAUACAAGGCAGAGCAGGAUGAGCUCCGUGCCCGGAGAAACCAAGAAAGCGCCGACAGAGAGUGGAGGAGAAAACAGAAAGAGCUCGCUGCAAAGAAAGCUCAGGAGGAAGCCCUGCUGAGGGCAGCUCGUUCUGAGCAGGUUCACUGCAAAGAGCACUUCCUGUCCAUCGAGGCUGGCCGCGAGAAGGCAGAGUUUGAGAGGGUGCUGAAGGCACAACAGGAAGCAAUAAUCAAACAGAAGGACCAGGAGGAGAAACAGCGUCAGCAGGCACAGCGUCAUGCAGAGGCCAUCAAACAUCAGGUGAAGGAACGUGAGCUCUCAGCCAUUGCAAAGCGCAGAGAGAUCUUCAAGGAGGCCGACCGGCUGGCUGAGGAGGCCCAGCAGAGACGAGUUCGCCUCGAUGAAAUCAAAGAGAAGAAGCUGAAGGAGCUGAAGGCUACAGGUCUCUCCGAAAAAUACUUUGUUGAGGUGGAAAGGAAGGCCCGGACCGGUGCACUCUGAGUCACUAGACUGGAUUCAAAUGGUCACAUUUUAACACAUUUCAAGUAUUAAUGUAUGAAGAUAUAUAACAAUGUACCAAUAAAGUUUGCCUUUGACACUUUAAA
This is a messenger RNA of Centropristis striata (black sea bass), 1959 nucleotides long. It is a transcript of the gene cfap45, whose product is annotated as cilia and flagella associated protein 45. The transcript is spliced from 12 exons. NCBI's taxonomy places the organism in Eukaryota, Metazoa, Chordata, Actinopteri, Perciformes, Serranidae. The record is from RefSeq and is a predicted model, not a curated record. Bases 248 to 1855 code for a protein of 535 amino acids.